Molecule: messenger RNA, 492 nt
Organism: Dracunculus medinensis (Guinea worm)
Lineage: Eukaryota; Metazoa; Nematoda; Chromadorea; Rhabditida; Dracunculidae
Source: the annotation of a GenBank genome assembly
UUCUCAAUUUCCUUUCCAGCUCUCUCCUUAGUCUUUGUCUUCAUUUCCCCCCACUACUACUUGAUUUGUAGAAUUGAAACAGCUUUAACGAAAUGUCCACAUACGUGUCGUUUAUGUAAUCGACCUGGAGCUGCUGGCAGAUGUCCUGAUGUUACACCAAAUUGUAGCAAUUUCCUCAAAUAUAUGGAAUGUGAAACAGAGUUCAUGCAAUUGAAUUGCAUGCGAACAUGUAAUUUAACGAGCUGUUUCGAAAGAUUUCACAUGCCGUUGGUGAUUUAUUUAAGCUUCAAAAAAAUUAAUUUAAAUUUCUUAAGACUUCCCAAAGAUCCUAUAAACAAAAUGUUUAUUUCAGAAAAACGAUUAAAAAUUGGCAAAUCUCAUGAUUGUUUGGAUAGGAGAGAAGAUUGUCAAAAAUAUCGAAAUUUGUGUUAUUUUGACGCAUAUCAAUCAGAAAUGACUAAUAUAUGCCGUCGUACAUGUGAAUUUUGUUGA